Molecule: messenger RNA, 807 nt
Organism: Arachis duranensis
Lineage: Eukaryota; Viridiplantae; Streptophyta; Magnoliopsida; Fabales; Fabaceae
Exons: 1
Coding region: 1-807 (268 amino acids)
Source: RefSeq, a predicted model, not a curated record
AUGGGUGCUAUACCGGAGAAAUGUGGUGAUCCCAGUCCUUGUAUGGUUACAUGCACUAUAGGGGGUGUACAGUUUGUUGACUGCAUGUGUGAUUUAGGUGCAUGUGUUAGUAUUAUGUCAUUGUCUGUAUAUGAUGCUUUGAGGCUUCCACCCUUGAAAAGGUCGGCAGCACGUUUUGUUUUGGCAGAUAAGAGCAUAAUCUCGGUAGUUGGCAUUGCGGAAGACGUCUUGGUGAGCAUUAAAGGGUUGAUGUUUCCUAUUGACUUCUACAUUCUAGAGAUGCCCCCUAAUGACUCAGGAAGACCUUCAUCCAUCUUGCUUGGAAGACCAUUUUUAAAGACUUCUUGGUUUAAAUUGGAUUCCUUUUCGGGUACCUAUUCUUUUGAGAUAGAUGGAAGAGCAGUGAGCUUUAACCUUGAUGAAGCUAUAAAGCACCCAUCGGAAGACCACUCUAUCUUUCAUUGUGACAUUAUUGAUGUGACUGUGGCUAAAGUUCACCAAGAGGCAGUAGAUGAGAAGAACGUGGUCCAAGGUGUAAGUGUGGGGAAGCCCUCUGAGUAUAUUGAAGACACCUUGCCACCUCCAGUGAUUCCGGAUGAUCAAGUGCCAAGCCAUGAGCUGAAAAUUAAGUUAAAGCCCCUUCUACCUCACCUGAAGUAUGCUUAUCUUGAAGAUAAUCAAUGGCUCCCAGUUAUCAUUGCAAAGGAACUUACUUUCCAACAAGAAGAGCGAUUACUUACUGUGUUGAGAAGAAACAAGAAAGCUAUUAGGUGGAGUUUGGCGGACAUAGUAGGUAUAAGCCCUUAA